UCAGUAAUCCAGUCCAUGUUUUGGGAUUCUCUCAUGCUUGGUGUGUUUCUCUGUGAGAGAAGCCGAGUUUUGUUUACAGCGGUGAUUCUACUGAGCGGAGACCGUCAGAAGAGUCGCGGAGGAGUCCGAACGCCGCCGUGUAGACUUGAGAAUCAAACAUUAGCCUCACAAGCUAUUUAUAUCUAACAGUUCUUGAUUUUUUUUUUUACCGUGCGGAAAACCAAAACCUAUGCUCGGGAGCUGUUCACUCUUGCACCUCGACAGAAUGAUUUUUUUUUCCUACCGCAAAACAGACCGACCAUGAGAGCGCGUGAAGACGGUAGGGGAGGGUGAGCAGUUGGUGAAACCAUUUUUGUCCUGGCGGAUAUUUUGGAUCGAGCUCUGUCGGGAGGCUUUCAUUCAUACAUAAACACGCUAUCCGAGUUGUCAAGCUCUUUGAACGUGACCUCAAAAUUCCUCCGUACAUCAGUGUAGCGUAAUUCAUCACACUGCCAUAGGCACAUUCACAUAAGGUGUUUUUGUUGGAAGAGAAACCGCUCGUUUCGCUGCCUGUACUGCGCGUCCCUCUCGGGUUUUCAAGAAAUGGAGGCUGAAGAUGCAGAUUAUCGGUCGAGUGAAAUUCGUGGCUUCGACACGAUUGCAUCAUUUAAUUGCUGGCAAGAAUAACAGAAUGUUUUAAUUGAUCUUAAUGUUUCCAUUAAAGAGAAAUUAUAUAAUUAUCACCAGAUAUCUUUUAUCUACUCCCUCCUCGCCUCCCGUUAUCUUUACGGGUAAAGGAACUAUCUGCUCAUCCAAAGCGGAUUCUUCUGGACUUUUUGCUUGCUUACAAGAAGAAGCGUCGCAUUUUGCUGCGGUUUCGCCUUUUUAUUUUUUGGAAAACUGAUUAUUAGGAAUGAGAUCUGGAACAGCGAGGGAUGUUUGGACCUUAUUUUGGGGACCUGUGCUGUUUCUCUCCACCAUCUGUCUCUGGUCUGCACAUGGAGAAGUCUGUGGUCCUCACAUUGAUAUCCGCAAUGACAUCAGUGAGUUCAAGAAGCUGGAGAACUGCACGGUGGUGGAAGGCUACCUGCAGAUCCUUCUCAUUGGAGACAAGAAUAACAACCUCAACCAGGAACACUUUCGCACCCUGUCCUUCCCCAAGCUGACCAUGGUCACUGACUACCUUCUCCUGUUUCGUGUCUCCGGCCUGGACAGCCUGAGCAUUCUCUUCCCCAACCUCACCGUCAUUCGAGGACGCAACCUGUUCUACAACUACGCCCUGGUCAUCUUCGAAAUGACCAGCCUGAAAGAUAUUGGUCUCUACAACUUGAGGAACAUCACCAGAGGGGCCAUCAGAAUCGAAAAGAAUCCAGAGCUGUGUUACUUGGACUCAGUGGACUGGUCGCUCAUUAUGGAUGCAGAGUUUAACAACUACAUCAAUGGGAACAAGCAGUCCAAAGAAUGCGGUGAUGUUUGUCCAGGUAUCAUGGAGGAGAGUCCGAAGUGUAUUAGGACCAGCUUCAAUGACAACUACAGCUACCGCUGCUGGACCUCCAGCUACUGCCAGAAGGUGUGUCCAAAGAAGUGUGAGAAGAGGGCAUGCACGGAUGAGGGCGAGUGCUGUCACCCCCAGUGCCUGGGCAGCUGCACUGAACCAGACGAUGAUAAGGCAUGUGCCGCCUGCCAGCAUUACUUUCACGAGGACCGCUGCGUUGAGGCCUGCCCACCGGGCACCUACAAGUUUGAAGGCUGGCGCUGCAUCACCAUGGACAUGUGUGCCCGUGUUCACCUACCCAGUGAGGUCGACUUCGUCAUCCACAACGGAGAGUGUAUGCCAGAAUGCCCGCCCGGAUUCACCCGAAAUGAGACUCAGAGUAUGUUUUGUAGUGCGUGUGACGGACUGUGUGAUAAGGUCUGCGAAACUAAAACAAUCGACUCAGUGGAUGCUGCUCAGUCCCUGCAGGGCUGCACGGUCAUCAAAGGCAACCUGCACAUCAACAUCCGGCGGGGCAAUAACAUUGCAUCAGAGCUGGAGAGUUUCAUGGGCCUGAUCCAGACAGUCACUGGAUAUGUAAAGAUCAAACACUCUCAGACUCUGGGUUCUCUGUCCUUCCUCAAAAGUCUGCGAUACAUUAAUGGAGAAGAGCUCGCAGAUCAGAUGUACGCAUUCUAUGCAGUGGACAACCAGAACUUGCAGUACUUGUGGGACUGGAGUCAGCACAAUCUGACCAUUAGAACUGGAAAACUCUUCUUCCGCUUCAAUCCCAAGCUUUGCAUGUCUGAGAUCCAGAAAAUGUGGGAGAAGACCAGCGUAAAGGAAAAGAUGGAAGAGGACGACGUUCGAAGCAAUGGAGAGCGAGCAAGUUGUGAGAGUUAUAUUCUAAAGUUCAAAUCCAACCACACUCAGAGUACUCGGAUAAAGCUCACUUGGGAGCGAUAUCGACCGCCUGACUACAGAGACCUCAUCAGCUUCAUCGUGUAUUACAAGGAGGCACCAUUCCAGAACAUCACAGAAUUUGACGGACAAGACGGAUGUGGCUCUAAUAGCUGGAACAUGGUGGAUGUGGACCUUCCUCCGGAGAAAUCAACCGACCCUGGGGUAUUUCUGUCCCCUCUUAAACCUUGGACACAAUAUGCCAUCUUUGUGAAAGCUGUCACCCUGGUUGUGGAGGAUAAACAUAUUCCUGGAGCUAAGAGUGAGGUGGUUUACAUCCGCACCAAUGCAUCAGCGCCAUCAAUGCCCCUCGAUGCCCGCGCAUAUGCCAACUCCUCCUCAUCCCUGAUGGUGAAGUGGUCUCCUCCCAUCUCUCCCAACGGGAACAAAACAUUCUACCUACUCCGUUGGCAGCAGCAGGCAGAAGACCGUGAACUGUAUCAGCAUAACUACUGCUCUAAAGAGCUAAAGAUCCCCAUCCGCAUCUCAGCCACGGCUUUGACGGACACAGAGGGCGACACAAAGCCUACCAAAUCAGAUGUUGGCGGGGGUGAGAAGGGCUGCUGCCCCUGCCCAAAAACCAAUGAGGACCUAAAGGCGGAAGCUGAAGACCGAUCCUACCGCAAAGUCUUCGAGAACUUCCUGCACAACUCCAUCUUCACACCCAGACCUCCAGACAGGAAGCGUCGAGACCUGUUCGGAGUGGCCAAUGGCACACUCCUCCAAGGUGCAAGCAGGAACAUCACAGGACUGGAGAGCAACAUCACUGACCCAGAGCUGCUGGAGAAAGAGUAUCCUUUCUCCGAAGGCAAAGUCCAUACAGAGUUCAUGGAGAUUUCCAACCUGCAGCCCUUCACUGUGUACCGCAUCGACAUCCACGCUUGUAACUACAAAGUCCACCGUUGCAGUGCUGCAGCUUUUGUGUUCUCUAGAACCAAACCAGCAGACAAAGCGGAUGAUAUUCCCGGCACUGUAACUCAGGAGAGGGAUGAGAAAGCAGAAGGAACAGUGCUGCUGCGGUGGCCUGAACCUCAUCACCCUAAUGGACUGAUCCUCAUGUAUGAGAUCAAAUAUCGUCUGGGAACUGAGCAAGAGAAGCAUGAGUGUGUGUCACGGCAGCAGUACAGAGUGCUGCGCGGAGCUCAACUUAGCAAUUUGGCCCCAGGAAAUUAUUCCGCCCGGGUCAGAGCCACUUCUCUGGCUGGGAAUGGGUCUUGGACUGAACCGGUGUCCUUCUAUGUGCCACCCCUUAAAAGAAAUGAUGAUAAUGCCUUCUAUCUGGCCAUCAUAAUCCCUAUUAUAGUGCUAUUGUUGCUCACUGCAGUGAUCACCGUUGUCAUCUUUGUCACCAAAAAGAGGAAUAGUGACCGGUUAGGAAACGGUGUGCUCUAUGCUUCUGUAAACCCUGAAUAUUUCAGCCCUUUUGAAAUGUAUGUACCAGAUGAAUGGGAAGUGGCUCGGGAGAAAAUCACCAUGUGCCGUGAGCUGGGCCAAGGCUCCUUUGGUAUGGUGUACGAGGGCAUCGCAAAGGGCGUCGUCAAAGACGAACCUGAGACCAGAGUGGCCAUCAAGACUGUAAACGAAUCCGCCAGUAUGCGUGAACGCAUCGAGUUCUUGAACGAAGCUUCCGUUAUGAAGGAGUUCAACUGUCACCAUGUGGUGCGACUUCUGGGUGUGGUUUCACAAGGCCAGCCCACUCUAGUUAUAAUGGAGCUGAUGACACGGGGCGAUCUGAAGAGCUACUUGCGUUCUCUCCGUUCGAAAGAGCAGGGCUCUAGCAGCCAGUCUUUGCCUCCGCUGAAGAAGAUGAUUCAGAUGGCUGGAGAGAUAGCGGACGGGAUGGCAUACCUCAAUGCCAACAAGUUUGUCCAUCGAGACCUGGCUGCCAGGAACUGCAUGGUUGCUGAGGACUUCACAGUUAAAAUCGGAGACUUUGGCAUGACAAGGGAUAUCUACGAGACCGAUUACUAUCGCAAAGGAGGCAAAGGGCUGCUGCCGGUCCGCUGGAUGUCCCCAGAGUCUUUGAAAGAUGGAGUGUUCACAACAAAUUCUGAUGUCUGGUCAUUCGGAGUGGUUUUAUGGGAGAUUGCCACUUUAGCCGAGCAGCCCUACCAGGGCAUGUCCAACGAGCAGGUACUGCGCUUCGUCAUGGAGGGAGGACUGCUGGACAAACCGGACAACUGUCCCGACAUGCUGUUUGAACUGAUGCGGAUGUGCUGGCAGUACAACCCUAAAAUGCGACCUUCUUUUCUGGAGAUCAUCAACAGCAUAAAAGAGGAACUGGAGCCGCCCUUCCGGGAGGUUAGCUUUUUCUACAGUGAGGAGAACAAGCCCCCCGACACCGAGGAACUGGACAUGGAGGUGGAGAACAUGGAGAACGUUCCACUGGAUCCUGCUUCCACAUUGGCCCCCUCCUCUCAGGGGAGCACAGGAGCUCAGACCCAGAGUCCACAACCGCUCUCCCCAGCUCAGGGGCCUGGGACACCAAUGGGGUCCGCCCUAACCCCCUCCACCUCACCGCCUUCCUCCUCAGCCUCUCCAGGCCUGGCCUUAGACAUGCACUCAGGACAGGUAGCAGCAAACGGGCCAGUGGUGCUGCUGGGGCCGGCGUUCGAUGAGACGCAGCCCUACGCACACAUGAACGGGGGGAGGAAGAACGAGCGAGUGCUGCCACUGCCUCAAUCAUCGGCCUGCUGAUCAUGACUGCUCAGUUUCCCUCUACUCCUCACACAGGGUACCCACAUUUCCCUCGCCCCUUUGUCUACAUGGUCAUAUGUGUUUUUUCUUUAAUUCUCAAGAAGUCAAAACCCAGGGGUGACCGUGGAGUUGGCAACCAGAUGGACGGUGUCCUUCCUGAAAGUCAGUGGAUCAUUUUGUUCAAAUGAUUUCGAAUGAUUGAGGAUGUUUCGGGCGAUUGGUAACAGAAAAAGCCUACAAAAGCUCUUGCAAUAUUUAAGUUUUCAGCGCAAACCACCACACUAGAGAGCCCUAGCUUUCACUUGUGUGAAAAAAAAAACUGUUUUAAUGUUUUCUAAAGGAAGAAAACCUGCCAGUUCAUUGUGAAACAGGAGAGACAAGCAUAUUAGCCAGCAAGCCCAGCCUGUGAACGCUUUCAGGGUGCAUACCAAUGUGUUUCUAUACAAAAAUACACAUUUCCCUCUUCAGCGCAAGUACAUUUCUUCCUCUAAAACUGUCACACAUUUCUCUUUCACGAUGGCGCAAGACUUUCUCAGCUGCGAUCAAUUGUUCUCAAUCAGUGAUCGGUCAUCUUACUGGUUGAAUCCACCCUUCUACUUAAUCAAGGGUGUUUGUUAGAGAGUGAGGUGGGCUAUUUUGAAACUGCCAAAUUUUUGCCAAAUCAAAUUUCUUUUUUUCUUUAAAAAAAAAAAAAAAAAUGUUAUUUAUCAUUACAUCACCCCCCAUCCACAGCCGAUUUUUCAAGGUUGCACUUUGAAGUAGCGCAAUCGAGGGACUAAGCUCUCAUACUGUCUUUGAUGGGGGAUUUCUGGACCUCAUCUUUUACAAUCAGCUUGAGUUUGUAAAUCCUUCCCCUUUCCCCUUUUUAUAUGGAUCUGAUCUCUGACUAUUGCAUGGCAGUUCCUGCUGCACACUCCAUCUGUGAGCUGAGCCUCUGUGAAAGUGAUGUCUCAAGUCAAAAGGAAAGAGCACGGCACUAAUCGUGAAGGUGAAGAGAUGCGCCGCGGAGAGGCGUAUAUGAAUUAUAAGGGAUCAGCUCGGUUAUGAAGCAAACUGAAUACAGGGGCUUCAUCUGUUUCGACAUCUGUUUUGUGAGAUAAGUGAGGCAUUGUACACAGCAGGUAUUUUUUUAGACUAGUCAUUAGUCUCUCUGUACAAAUCAUAUGAUUCUGAGAAGGGUCUUACAGUUCUAUGUUAGACCACAAGAUCAUUUACACACAAAUCAUUGGUUUGAGUCACUUUUGAUAACUUUUUUACAGUUCUGAUGUUCACCUCUUUGUCUGUACAGAAAGAAGCUGCUAUUUUUUUUUUCUUUUGUGGGUGUUAUAUAUAUAUAUAUAUAUAUAUAUAUAUAUAUAUAUAUAUAUAUAUAAAUCCUUCAGGUUUAAUAUUUUAUGAUAUCUCCACUACAGUCCAUUUUCUUAUGCUUUAUACUCUUCUUGCAAAAAAAAGAGAAAAAAUACAAAAAAAGAGAAUAGCAAUUUAUUUUUAUUUUUUCUCCCUAAGAGGUUGUCUGCAUUGCCACAUGUCCAUUGCCUUGUGUUUAACAUUUCUCUAUAUUAUUAUUAUUAUUAUUAUUAUUAAUUACAACAAACUCUUUAGCUCUGCAUGUGAACUUUAGGCACCCUUGAUACAGUUGUCUACCACUGCACCUACUCAUGAGGUGCAGCUCAAUCUCAGGUUAAUGUUACAGUUUUGUUCUCCAGACAUCAUGUUCUCAUCAGAUGAUUCCUCAGCUUUUUUAGUUGCUGGCCUCUCCUUACAGUGUAGUAAACCGUACAGUAUGUCAGUGUCCGUGCUCAUGCCUCCUGCCAGGCAUUGUCAUGGAAUUUUUCAUUUACAUUUAUUUACCCUUAUAGACUGUUUUUGUAACCCAUUCAUGUAAUUGAAUAGCAACUAACAGGGCUAAUUGGGUUGUCUUAAUUUCUCUCCAUAUGCCAACCAGCCUGUAUCACCUCCAAACAAGAUGCAUUCAUAAUCUCUGUAAUCACCUCAAUUUUAUAAAUCCAAGCAAUGAGCACUAAACUUCCUGAUGAAAUAUGCCAUCUGUAACCAAAUAAGAAUCGGUUCAAGUUCAGAAAAGUGAUCGGUUUCUUCAAAGAUUGCUAAAUAAAACAUUAGGUUUCCAUGGCUAGUUGGCUUUAAAAAAAAAAAAAGUUUAGUUUUGAAGAAUUUCUCCAUGUGUAUUUGGGAACGUUACCCAGGACUUAUUUAUCCUGUCUUAGAAGGUUAUUUUCCCCCUUGGAAGGGGUAUUUAUUUAAUUUCCUUUUUUUUGUGUGUGUGAUACCAGUUGAAAUCACUGUACAAAUGCCCUUAUGAUUUAGUAUAAAGUCUGAUUCUAGAUGCAUUUUCCAUGAUGUCAUGACUGGGGGACUUUCUUUUUUCAUUUCCUUCAGCAUCUAUCUACCUCAUUCUCUUUUAUUUUUAAAUGUGUAAGUAUAUGAAAUGAUAAAAUACAUCUCGCUUUUUUCUGUAGAGGACACCUUAUCAUCCUCUGUCAUGUCUCUUGAUUUAAAAAAGAAAGAAAAAAAAAACUUUUUAAGCACCACAAAGUACAAGCUGCCAGGAAUGGAGAGAGAGGAAGUCAUGGUGUGAGCUAAAAUGCCUAUGGGAUUCCUAAUGGCGUGUCUGUUGCAUCCCUUAUCACAUGCCUGGCAAUGCAAAAAUCACACUGCUUUUGAUCACACUGCAAUACUGCAAUAAUCGUGUUAAAAUACCUAAUUCACCAGAUGGUUUCAUCAUGACGGACCUUAGAGAUAAAACUUAUAAAAGUUAUUUGCUCUCAGCUAUCAGUGUUUUUCUUUUGCAUUUAAUAUUCUUCAAUAAAAACUGCUGUUCAUAAAGGUUUAGGAGAGCAUAUCUUAAAGGGUUAGUUCACCCAAAAAUGAAAAUUCUCAUUUAUUACUCACCCUCAUGUUGUUCCACACCCGUAAGACCUUCAUUCAUCUUUGGAAUACAAAUUAAGAUAUUUUUGAUAAAAUCCGAUGGCUCAGUGAGGCCUCCAUUGACAGCAAGAUUUAACACUUUCCAAUGCCCAGAAAACUACUAAAGACGUAUUUAAAACAGUUCAUGUGACUACAGUGGUUCAACCUUAAUGUUAUGAAGCGACGAGAAUACAUUUUGUGCACCAAAAAAACAAAAUAAAGACUUUAUUCAACAAUAUCUAGUGAUGGACGAUUUCAAAACACUGCUUCAUGAAGCUUCGAAGCUUUAUGAAUCUUUUGUUUCGAAUCAGUGGUUCGGAGCGUGUAUCAAACUACCAAAGUCACAUGAACCACUGAAAUUUCGAAACGUUUCAAAACACUUAUGACGUAACGAAGCCUUGUUUACUGAAAUCACGUGACUUUGGCAGUUUGACAGACGCUCUGAACCACUGAUUUGAAACAAAAGAUUCGUAAAGCUUCGAAGCCUCAUGAAGCAGUGUUUUGAAAUCGCCCAUCACUAGAUAAUGUUGAAAAAAAGUAUUCUCGUCGCUUCAUAACAUUAAGGUUGAACCACUGUAGUCACAUGAACUGUUUUAAAUACAUCUUUACUAGCUUUCUGGGCAUUGAAAGUGUUAAUUAUCUUGCUGUCAAUGCAGGCCUCACUGAGCCAUCGGAUUUUAUCAAAAAUAUCUUAAUUUGUGUUCCGAAGAUGAACGAAGGUCUUAUGGGUGUGGAAUGACAUGAGGGUGAGUAAUAAAUGACAUUAUUUUCAUUUUUGGGUGAACUAACCCUUUAAGCAAUGAAUGUGUUUUAAAAAAAAAAAAAUCUCCCAUCUAGCCAUGUAUAUGCUAGCAAAAAAAAUAUCCUCAUAUUGAGCAAUGAGAGCAAGACUCCAUUUAUGGUUUUGGUUACAAAAAGGUUGCAGCAGGACAAAAAAAAAGUCACAUGAAGUAUUAUUCAUACUUUUUACAUUAGAAUAUUUCAAAAAGUGCAGCUGAGCUGUACAGGAUUGGAUGUAGAACAGAUAAGCCAACAAAAAACAUGAUUUGAAUACGAUGCUGUCAUUGAAAACUGUACACGAUGUUUAAGUUUCCAUUCGUUUAAAGGAUCUUAUUUUUAGUAAAAACUCAUUUGCAGCAUCAAUGGAGAUCAUGGCCCUGGACUUCCUGUUUCCCAGCAUGACCUUCUUAGACACACUGUGCUUUUGCACAACAAUGUCAGUCUCCUACAUCUGUCAAUAGCCUAUAACUGAGGAUGACUUUAAUACACACUGAUAACUAUACCUGGUUCAUUAAGUGAAUCUUCCUUCUCUUUUCCUGCAGUCUACUCUAAUACCUUUUGGCCAAAGCAUCUAAUGAUUGAAUGCAUACAACACUUUCUCACAACAAACCAGUGGAUUUUUUUCCCCUUCUCAUAAACCUACCUGGAAAAAACAUUCCAACUGAUUUGUUUGGUCAGAUGCACUCCACAUAGCGAGUACAAUAUAUAAAGGGCCAAUUGUCACCGUAUUCAUCGACAUUAUUCUCUAGUGGGAGAAAGGGCUGUAGUUUUGCCUCUCUUUUCUACUGCUGCUGACAACAUGCUGCUUUACAGAGACUACAAAUAGUCUUGCCAAUAGCAUUGGGUGGGUGGUGGAUCUAAGCAACAUGCUUUCUCUCUCCAAACAACCGUUAAAAACAGAUGGGUCAGACGAUUAAAUUGCAAAGAGGAUUCAGAGAAAGUCAUGGUCUUACAACCCCUGGCUGUUCUGUUUCAUGGCACUUAAAAUAUUCUUUGACUUUAGUAUUUUGGAUCUUUUGAACUCCAGGGGUUGGCUCUUGUAGGAAGAGACCUGAGGAAGAGGCACAUUGUUAGAAAAGAAUAUUCUGUGUGGUACAAGACGAUCGAAAUAACCAUUCUGUAAAAGCCCUUGUGCUUGUAUUGUUGCGUAUGUAUAUGGGUGGGAGUGUAUCACAUGUAGAUGUAGUGAUUAAGAUUUUGAUGUGUUUAUAAUGGGAAAAUAAUAGAUAUCACUAUUUAUUUCUGCUUCUUUUUUUUUCUUUCUGUAAUGAAUAUGGACAAAAGCAUUGGCCUGUUGCAAAGUGAAUGUCAGUUUUCAUUGAAUGCUGCCAAGGUUCCUUAGUUACCAGUAGGUUACAGUUCUACAGAAACACACAUACACAAAUAGGACAGCGAUGUCCAGUAGAUUACGGGUAGUCAUGACACAGAGAGAGAGAGAGAACAUGACUAGAAUUUAAAAUAAAAAGAGACAAGUUUACAGUAGUAAUAGCUUAUGUUGCAAUGAAAGUUUUCUGCAAACCUGAAGGUAGACUGACUGAUUUUUUUCCUCAACUAUCAUGAGAACUAUUAUUUUAUUAUAUUUCUUCAUAAUGCAAAACCUCAGGUUUAGAAAAGAUGCAUGUAUGCAUUUUAAUUGCAAUAAUGAGCUUGAGGUUUUACAGACAUCAUUUCCCAGGCACUGUUGUUUCUGCUUGGCAUUCCGACAAAUUUCAAAAGGGGCCUUGAACUACUGUACUGAAGAGUUUAAUAACACUUUAUUUUCCUUUCACACAAAAAAAAAGAAAAGAAAAAUGAAAAAAAAAAGGAGAAAAAUGAAAAAAAAAUCUCUGUGUCAUUGCAUUGAUUGGUAGAAACGGUGAAACGGCUUGGCUGGUACUCGUCUUCUUGUAAGUUAUGUAUCUAAGGCCUCCUGUUUUUCAGUUUUCUCCUCACCUCCAGUUGAGAUGGUAGACUUUUUACAUGCCAUUGGCUUAAUGUAUAUCUGAAGAAUUUUCAUGUAUUUUCUUUUUUUCUUAAAUUUUGAAUUAAAAAAUGAAUGAGUCUGAA
Ctenopharyngodon idella (grass carp) is the source of this 10861-nucleotide messenger RNA. It is a transcript of the gene igf1ra, whose product is annotated as insulin-like growth factor 1a receptor. The transcript is spliced from 21 exons. Gene Ontology annotation, molecular function: insulin receptor substrate binding; insulin receptor activity; phosphatidylinositol 3-kinase binding. Gene Ontology annotation, biological process: multicellular organism development; positive regulation of phosphatidylinositol 3-kinase/protein kinase B signal transduction; positive regulation of MAPK cascade. Gene Ontology annotation, cellular component: membrane; insulin receptor complex; axon. The record is from RefSeq and is a predicted model, not a curated record. Bases 893 to 5110 code for a protein of 1405 amino acids. NCBI's taxonomy places the organism in Eukaryota, Metazoa, Chordata, Actinopteri, Cypriniformes, Xenocyprididae.